Molecule: messenger RNA, 1797 nt
Organism: Striga hermonthica
Lineage: Eukaryota; Viridiplantae; Streptophyta; Magnoliopsida; Lamiales; Orobanchaceae
Source: the annotation of a GenBank genome assembly
AUGGCUGCUGCUGCUGCUGCUGCUCUCGCCACCACAUUCGAUGCCCCGCCAAGCUGGCCAAACGGCCGUCCGCCACUCGUAUUUUCUACCGAGAGCAAGUGGGAUCAAAUCUUCGCCUCGUUUACAUUGGACCAUCAGAUUCAAGAGAAGUACGCGGAAACUAUUUCGGUACUCAAAGAAGAAGCAAAGAUGAUGUUAACAAUGGCUAAAGGGAAAUCACUCUGUGAGAGGUUAGUACUAAUCGACACGCUCGAACGUUUGGGGGUCGGAUAUCACUUCGAACAAGAGAUCGAGGAUCAGCUCGAACUUACCUUGACCGAGUUUGAGAAGGAACGCGAAGACUACGAUUUGUUUACUACUGCACUUUGGUUCCGUCUACUGAGGCAACAUCGCCAUUAUGUCUCUUGUAAUGUUUUUGACAAGUUCAUUGACCAACAAGACAAAAGAUUCAAAGAAACCUUGGGUGAUGAUGCUAAGGGGCUGCUCAGCCUGUAUGAAGCAGCCCACUUGAGUAUCCAUGGGGAACGAAUAUUAAACGAGGCCGUGACUUUCACGGUGCAUCAUCUCAAGCGUAUGGAACGACAGUUGGAGUCUCCACUUCAAGACCUCGUGAAGCGGGCUCUGGAGCAACCCCUCCACAGGGGCCUUGCAAGAAUAGAGACUCGUUACUAUAUUGACUCGUACGAAAAAGACGACUCGAGGAGCGAACAACUUCUCAAACUAGCGAAAUUGGAUUUUAAUUAUUUGCAGAAUAUGUACAAGAACGAGCUGCAGGAAAUCACUAGGUGGUGGAACAAGCUGAAGCCGAACCUGCCAUACGGGAGAAACAGAAUUGUUGCGUCGUAUCUUUGGGCGACCUCAUUCCACUUUGAACCUCAGUGGAAUAUGGAUGAGAUGGAUGGGCUUUCAAAUGAGCUGAAACUCAUGUACGAUUGUGCUAUCAAGUUUUAUGACGAGUACGAAGAUGAAGCAGCAACACAAGGAACAGCGUUUGCAGUUCCUUAUGCCAAAGAGGCUGUGAAAGAAUUAUGUUGGGCCCACAGCCAAGGGCUCAAAUAUACCAUGGGAGGACCAAUGGCAUCAUUCGAGGAUUACAUCUUAAAUUCGGUGAUUGGUGGUGUCAUCUAUGCAACAUACCCGGCUGCCUUCUUGGGAUUGAAAUCCGCUAGCCAAGAAACCAUAGAUUGGCUUAGAAGCAAGCCCAGUAUCAUUCGGGCUUCGGCUUUGGUGUGCCGGUACUUGGACGACUUGGGAAGCUAUCAACGCGAGAGCCAAAACGGGAUGCUCCUAACAGGGUUCGAUUUCUAUGUGAAACAUCAUGGUGGAUCGGUGCAAGAGGCUAAGGAUAAGUUUGUGGAGCUAGCUGAAGACGCGUGGAUAAGUUUUAACACAGAAUGGAUAGCUAAUGUUAGAAGAGAGGUACCAAAGGAAGUGGCAGAGGUGCUUCUUGGUUACGUCCGAGCAGCCGAUGUCUUUUACAGGAAUAACAGGGAUGGGUUCGCUAAAUGUCAUGCAAUGGCACCAGAAGUCGGGAUUGUGGCGGCGACGGGCGAGGGCCGGCACGGCAGGCGGGUCGUGGUUCACGCCCCCGGCGACCUUCAAUGUCUCUUGUGUGUGCCGUGGCGGAGAUGUCGUCGGCAGGUUGUGAUGGUUGCAGGUGGCGACAUGGUGGGUGUUGUCAGCGGCGACGUUAGUGGAGUGGCUGGUGGCGGCGGCGGGCUGGUUGCUGCGACGGGAAGAAAGUGGCGGACAGUGGAGACGGAGGCAGAUGACGGAGGCGAUGCGAGUUUGAUGUGA